AUGAUCAGGGCCCAAGCCCGGGUGACGCGGGUCCGGUUCGGGAGCGGGCAGGCGCCCCGCGGCCUUUCCCGGGGGCGGCGCGGCCCAGGCGGAGCUGUGGCGCGGCGGGGUCCCGGAGAGACGGGCGCGGUCACUGGGCUCGGCGGGGUCCCGGGAGAGACGGGCGCGGUCACUGGGCCCGGCGGGGUCCCGGGAGAGACGGGCGCGGUCACUGGGCGCGGCGGGGUCCCGGGAGAGACGGGCGCGGUCACUGGGCCCGGCGGGGUCCCGGGAGAGACGGGCGCGGUCACUGGGCCCGGCGGGGUCCCGGGAGAGACGGGCGCGGUCACUGGGCUCGGCGGGGUCCCGGGAGAGACGGGCGCGGUCACUGGGCUCGGCGGGGUCCCGGAGAGACGGGCGCGGUCACUGGGCUCGGCGGGAGCCGGGCUCAGCUGCCCGGCCGGGUGCUCGGGGCUGGCUGCCGGCAGAGCUGCCGGGGCCCCCCGGCCGUUCCCGGCCGCAGCGUGCGCUUGCGGAGAGCCUUGGGUGCGUGCGGCGAGGACGGGGCGCUGCGAGCUCGGCCCGGGGCAGUGCGGGCUCUCCCAGCUCGGGGCUGGGCCGGGCUGCGCUUCCCAGCCGCGGGAAGAGAAGGGAGCCGGGAGGUGCCGUGGAACUGCCAGCCUACGCAAGGGCUCUCCAAGCGCAUGGGCAGGAGUGCGGCUGCAGAGAAGCUGUGCAGCCCGGCGCUGCUGCCCUGAACCGGGGUCUCGCAGGGGAUGGGGCAGUCGCAGCCGCCGCGUGAUUCCCGUGAAAUUCGGCACGCCUGGGAAGGGCUUCCCGAGCGUCCCUGUCUCCAGGGCAGCUGUGCCCUGUGCAGAGGCCCUGCCUGGGCAGCCCGGCUCGGCACGGCUCGGCCCCCGCUCCCAGGCUGGAAGGGGCAGGUGGGGCCUGAGGGCACGGCACGGCAGGGAGAGGAGGCAAAGCCUCUGCACCGGCCCUGGGCCCGGCCUGCCCAGGGGAAGCUUCUGAGGGACACCGCGGGCUCCUGUGUGCCUGGAACGCUGCGGCUGCCGGGGCUCAGGGGGUGCCCUGGCCCCUGCAGCGCUGUGAGGAAAGGGGCAGGUCAGGGCCACAGGGUGGGCUGCACUCCUUCAAGGCAGCUCUUGUUUUCAGCACUGCGUUUUGCUGCCUGCAGGGACCUGUGGUGUGCACUGGGAGCUCUUGCUGGGGCAAGAGCUUUGUCUUCCCAGAGGCAAAGCUGCAGCCUCUUCCUCACCAGGGACUGUCUCCGUGCAGGGAACAGCGCAGGGGACCGGCCGAGGGGCUCAGCCUGGCACACGGCCCCAGCAGCAGCUGCCCUGGGCACGCUGGCACGGGAGGGUGAGCCCCGGUGAGGAGCACGGCCCCAGCGUGGCACCAGGAGAGGCUGGCACGGGAGGGUGAGGCCAGGUGAGUGCUCUGACCCGGGCAGCUUUGGGGAAGGUUGCAGGAUCUGGCAGGAAGGACGGAAUGCCCCAGUGCACAGGACCUGAGGAGGUCGUGCCGGGCUGUGGCUGAGGAGAACGUGCUCUGCUGGUGGUGCUGGCCCUGCUUGGGCCACUGGGCUGGCAGCAGGCUGCAGCAGGGCCAGGGUUGUGGCUGUGCCCUGCCUCUGCAUGGCGCUUGGCUGUUCCUUGGGAAGAAAGUGGUGUGCUCGUGGUUUCUGUCCUGUUGUGGUGUGGUUUGGGGCUGCAUUGGCUGCAGGGAGCCAGGACAGGACCUGGGGGUGGGAUUCAGCUGUGCCUGACGUGUGUGGGAGCUGUGGCUGUGAGGGGAGCUGAGAGCAGGUGCUGCAGCACAGCUGCCCGAGGGUGGCUUCUCCCCACAGCAUCAGCAGCCACCCUGUGCUGCUGCUGGUUUGGCUUCUGGUCACAGACACGCGGGGACAAUCCUGCCCUGCUCCCCCUCCCGGGGCCUUCUGGUUGUUCUGGGCCCUUUGUGGCCUCUGUCAUUUCCUUCUUGGUGCUGGGCCUGGCUCAGCGUUGCUGGAUGAGCGUGCCCUGUGGUGUGUUCAGGCUGGGGCAGGGUUGUGCCUGGCUCAGAGGUGUUUAUCAGGAUGUGCAGCACAGCCUGUGGCUGCCCGGGCAGGCUGAGGGGAGCGAGGGCAAGGCCAUGGGCCAGCCCUGUGUGGGCACAGCCCCCCUCCAGCCCCUGUUGUUUGGUGGCUGGUUCCCACAGUGCCCCUCACUGGGCUUGCAGCAACCUGUGCCUCUUCCUGUGCUUUCUGGGCAGAAAUGUGCAUUAUUCGGGCUGUGCCCUGAGCUCUCCCAUUGAGAUUUCUCCCUCCGUGUCCUCAGUGCGCAGUCUGUGCCCAAAGCAGGGAGCAGCAGGGAGGGAAGGGCUGCCCCUGCCUGGGAGGGGGACAGGCACCUCCUGUGGGCUGUGUGGGGCUGUGCUGUGCGCCCUGGGGGUGCUGGCUGAGCCCCUUGUUGGGGACAGGCACCUCCUGUGGGCUGUGUGGGGCUGUGCUGUGCGCCCUGGGGGUGCUGGCUGAGCCCCUUGUUGGGGACAGGCACCUCCUGUGGGCUGUGUGGGGCUGUGCUGUGCGCCCUGGGGGUGCUGGCUGAGCCCCUUGUUGGGGACAGGCACCUCCUGUGGGCUGUGUGGGGCUGUGCUGUGCGCCCUGGGGGUGCUGGCUGAGCCCCUUGUUGGGGACAGGCACCUCCUGUGGGCUGUGUGGGGCUGUGCUGUGCGCCCUGGGGGUGCUGGCUGAGCCCCUUGUUGGGGACAGGCACCUCCUGUGGGCUGUGUGGGGCUGUGCUGUGCGCCCUGGGGGUGCUGGCUGAGCCCCUUGUUGGGGACAGGCACCUCCUGUGGGCUGUGUGGGGCUGUGCUGUGCGCCCUGGGGGUGCUGGCUGAGCCCCUCCCUGCAGAGACAGAGGAGACGCUGCUGCACCCCGUCCCCAGGAGAGCUCCUGGCUCGCUCCUGCUCUGGGGUGGAGCUGGGAGCCACCUCCCUGCAGAGAGCAGCACUGGCCUGGCUGCGCUCCCGAGGGAGCAGCCUGGGCUUCCCGCUGCUCACAGCUCCUGGUCAGGGACAUCCACGCCUGCGCCUGCCCGGGAAUCCCGGCUGCCCUAGUUUGGGAUCCAGCCACGAGACGGUGCUGCUGCAGCUGCAGGUGUUACCCAGUCCAGCUUGCUGAACCUCCAGCUCUGGCUGUGCUGUGUUCUCCCGUCCAGCUCUGGAGCUGAGAUGCUCCACUUGAUGGCUGCUCCAGUUCCUUCCAGCUCUGUUUUAAUAACUGCUGGUUUUUGUUACUAGCCAGUUUAAAAUUCCAGCUAAUUGCAGUUACCUGGGAUUUUGGCCAAGCUGUAAAUGACUCGCUGUCAUCAAUUGCACGUAACUAUUAACUGUCAUGAAGUUACUGUCUAAAUAGAAGCCAUAACUGAUGUAGUGGUUGUACACAAUAAACGGCUGGACGUGGAAAA
Messenger RNA from Passer domesticus (house sparrow), 3447 nucleotides. RefSeq names its product collagen, type I, alpha 1b-like. The record is from RefSeq and is a predicted model, not a curated record. The transcript is spliced from 3 exons. Lineage: Eukaryota; Metazoa; Chordata; Aves; Passeriformes; Passeridae. Bases 1 to 1008 code for a protein of 335 amino acids.